CAUAACCUAACCCUAACCUAACUUAAUUAUUUUUUAACCAUGGUCCGUGGAGUUAGCUAGUGUCUUUUUUAUUUAAUUUUUUUUAAACUCGGGGAAUAUUUUAUUAUUUCCUUUUAUUUUUGAGAUAAGUAAGUAUAUUAUUUUCUAUAAAAAACAUGUCUUCGCGUGGCGGUAAAAGGGGUGGCUGGCAGAGACGCGGAAGAAGGGGCGGUAAAAAUUUUCACAAUUCCAACAACUUUCGUGAUCGAAAAUUCGAAAAACGAGAAUACAUACAUAAGGACCAAUUAACCGAAGACGAAGUGGGUAUUAGCCACUACAUAAGCAAACUAGAUGGAUAUCCUGCAGUAAUUAAGGCUAGAUUUUCCGAUUUUCAAGUUAACGAAAUCGAUAUGGAGGGUAGAUUGGUUAAGUUGAGCGAUGCAGUUGUGCCAGAACAGUUUCUUCGUGCAGCCCCAAAAGAAAGUUACCAAAAUACUGAAGAGUCUCCUCUGGAUAAAAUACCUCAAAAUAUUUGGGAAGAUUUAAAAAAAUUGGUUACAACAGAGGAUGGUGUGCCAGUCGAAUUAGAUGCAGGUGCGUUAAGCAAGGAAGAUAGAAAAGCGAUUCAUUUGUGUGUUAAAAGCUAUUUUGGACCUGCAGUGGUUGCUUCAACAGUUACAGCGGAUGAAAAAACUAAUAUGGUUUUCAAGAAACCAGACUCAAAAGCCAAAGAUAAUCGCACUCCAUGGCCAGAAGACACUCCAGAAUUUGUUCACUUUAUUCUCUACAAAGAAAUGAUAGACACCAUGGCUACAUGUAUGAAGUUAUCUCAAUCUCUAGGAAUACCUGCUGCGAAAAUUUCUUAUGCUGGCGUCAAAGAUAAACGAGCAAAAACCACCCAAUGGCUGUGCAUAAAAAAAUACCAACCUGCCAAAUUAUUGGCCAAAGUUAGAAAAAUUCGAAAUAUGAGAGUGGGAAAGUUUGAAUUUAAAGAAGAAUGUCUGAAAAUAGGGGAUUUGAAGGGAAACAGGUUCAGGAUUGCUUUAAGAAAUGUUAAGGCUGAUGACACUAUAAUAAACGAGUCUUUGCAACACCUCAAGGAUAAUGGUUUUAUCAACUACUAUGGAUUGCAAAGGUUUGGUAAUGAUAAAGAAGUUCCUACAUUUUCUGUUGGAGUUAAAUUAUUGCAAGGAAAAUGGGAAGAGGCUGUAAAGUUGAUAUUGAAAUUGAAAGCAGGCGACGAUCCAACAUUGCCAGUAAAUCAAGCAAAAAAAGUAUAUGCCGAAACUGGAGAUGCCGAAACGGCUAUAAAAUGCUGUGAAGAAGAUUCAAGUAGCAUAGAGAUGAAAUUACUUGAAGGCUUAGUUAAACAGCAUGCCAAUAAUUAUGUAGAUGCCUUGGAAAAUGUCCCAAGAAAUAUGCGACUGAUGUACAUUCACGCCUUUCAAAGUCUGAUUUGGAACAGAAUGGUAUCAAAACGUAUUAAAGAGUUUGGGUUUAAGCCUGUAGAAGGUGAUUUGAUAUUUGUCGAUAACACCCUAGAAGACCCAGUAUUUGAAGUUGAAGGAGACCAUGAAGCUGAAACAAGUGAAGAUGAGAAAGAAAACUCUAGACCAGAAGUGCGUCCAUUAAAAGCUGAUGAACUAGAAAAAUACACAAUAUUUGACAUUGUCUUGCCUUUGCCAGGUUUCGAUGUUACUUAUCCAGAAAACCUAAAAGAAUUUUAUAAAGAAGCCGUUGAAGAAUUCAGUUUGACUUUGGAAAUGCCCAAACAAAAAGUUAGGACUUAUACUCUAAGUGGUACAUACAGAAAAAUGAUCCAACAAGCUAAGGAUUUGGAAUGGAAAAUUAUGUACUACAAUGAUCCUACUGACAAUUUGAUUCGCUCUGAUUUAGAGGAAGUUAAAGGUCAAAAAGAGCCAGAAAGUGUUGAGAACGGAACAUUCAAAGGUAUUGUGGUUGCGUUUACUCUAACCCCUUCUUCAUAUGCCACAAUGGUUUUAAGAGAAUUUUUAAAGUGCAACACAUCUAGCAGUGCUCAGGCAUGUUUGAAUAAUUAUGGUGAAAAGAAAGAAGUUCUGAUUUCUGUAGAAGAAAAUGUGAAAAAUGACAUUGAAAUAGCUGAGGUGCAUAAGAGCUUACUUUCCGAUGCAGCAAAAUAUGAGAGUUUCAAAAAUAAUCUUUUCAAAGAUGUAUUGGGCGAGGACAAUUCCGAAAGCUCCACCAAUAGCAAUAAUAAAAGAGACUUGGAAGGAGAUGAGGAAGCUGUUGACAGCAAGAAAACUAAAAUUGACACAGAAAUUUAAUACCUAAAUGUUUCGUUUUUUUUUAAUGAUUGAAAGUAUUUUUAUAAUUUUGUUAAAAUGGUAAUAAAUGCUUAUGUUUGAAUUGUUUAGUAUAAAUGGC
Messenger RNA from Ceutorhynchus assimilis (cabbage seed weevil), 2385 nucleotides. NCBI's taxonomy places the organism in Eukaryota, Metazoa, Arthropoda, Insecta, Coleoptera, Curculionidae. The record is from the annotation of a GenBank genome assembly.